Molecule: messenger RNA, 909 nt
Organism: Plasmodium reichenowi
Lineage: Eukaryota; Apicomplexa; Aconoidasida; Haemosporida; Plasmodiidae
Product: hydroxyethylthiazole kinase, putative
Exons: 1
Coding region: 1-909 (302 amino acids)
Biological process (GO): thiamine biosynthetic process
Molecular function (GO): ATP binding; magnesium ion binding; hydroxyethylthiazole kinase activity
Source: RefSeq, a predicted model, not a curated record
AUGAGAAAAUAUAAUUUUUUUAUAAAAAGUCGCUUAUUCUCUACCUUAACCAAAAUAAAUAGCGUUAAGGAAUAUCAUGAUGAUAUAAUAAAGUGCAUCGAGAAAGUUCGGGUUAUUAAUCCUCUUGUUCAUUGUAUAACUAAUAGAGUAACCACUGAAAAGGUUGCAAACAGUUUAUUAGCCUUUGGCUCUUCUCCGGCUAUGAUUGAUAAUCCUAAGGAAGUUGAAGAAUUUGCUAAAAUAGCUUCAUGUACUUAUUUCAACUUAGGGUUACAUACGACGCAGGUAGAAAAUAUUAAUUUAUUAGAAAAAUUAAGAAAAGAAUGUAUGAAAGAUAAAUUUAUGUUAAUUAUAGAUCCAAUAGCUGUUGGAGCAACAACCUAUAGAACUAAUGUUAUUAAAGAUAUAAUUUUAAAAUGCCAACCUAAUGUAAUAAAAGGUAAUAUUGCUGAAAUUUAUUAUUUAGAUAAAGGAGAAUUUUUGGGGAAGGGUGUAGAUAGUAAUAAUAACAAUACUCAUAAUGAAACAGAUGUAAUUAAUAGUGCCAGAAAUGUUGCAUUAAAAUAUAAUUGUGCUGUAGUAGUUACAUCAAAAACAGAUUAUAUUGUUAGUCCAUGUUCUCUUUAUGUAGCCAAAAUUAAUUGUGAUUUAAAAAUUCUGACAAAAAUUACUGGGUCAGGUUGUUCUGUUGGUGCCCUUUGUGCAGCAGCUACUUCAGUAUAUCCUCAAAACCCAUUCAUAGCAUGUAUAUCUGCUACUCUUAUAUAUAAAUUGGCAGCAUUCAAAGCAUAUCAAAAAGAAAAAUAUCCAGGUUCCCUAAGUCAUAAAAUUAUUGAUGAUAUUUAUUACUAUUCACAUAAUCCUCAUUUUCUCAAUUUCCAAAUCGUAGAUAUUUACAAAGCAGCAUAA